Messenger RNA from Saccharomyces paradoxus, 522 nucleotides. It is a transcript of the gene CWC15, whose product is annotated as U2-type spliceosomal complex subunit CWC15. The record is from RefSeq and is a predicted model, not a curated record. The transcript has a single exon. The coding region runs from base 1 to 522 and encodes 173 amino acids. Gene Ontology annotation, biological process: mRNA cis splicing, via spliceosome. Lineage: Eukaryota; Fungi; Ascomycota; Saccharomycetes; Saccharomycetales; Saccharomycetaceae. Gene Ontology annotation, cellular component: catalytic step 2 spliceosome. Gene Ontology annotation, molecular function: RNA binding.
AUGACCACAUCACACAGACCACAGUUAGAAGCAAGAAGCGGUGCAAAAGCGGCUGCGUAUACACCAACAGGCAUCGAACAUGCCAGAUUACUACCAGGACAUACAAAAUUAAAGUACAGGAAAUUUAAAGAGGAGGUAGAGGCUAAAUCAGACAGUGGGCUAGAAGAGAGAAGCAACGAUAAAUAUUUAGAGGAGGCAGGAUUAGAGGAACAGGAUGCUGCGGAGGAAGAGUACCUCAAAGAAAACCACAGUGGGAAUGACGAAAAAGAUUCAAUACAAAAUCUACCGAUCAUUCAAGAAGCUAGAGUGGAAAAUAAAAUAAAGCUUGAACAGAACGAGCAAAUAAAGGAGAGAAACUCAUCCAGGCGAUCGUGGAGAAAGGGCACGGCGUUUGGGCGCCAUAAAAUCACCAAAGGGGCAAAUAUAAAGGACGACGUCACAAAAGAGCCAUUAUCCGGAUACAUUAAUGAUAUGACUAAAUCUGAAUAUCAUCAUGAAUUUCUCCAUAAGCAUGUUAGAUAG